GCCACAAAUCAGCCUUCGUCUUGACUGUUCUGCACAAAAAGUUUCUCAACGAAUAUCGAAUCCAUGGCCAGUACUUUGGCGCAGAAUGUUCCCCGCAUCCCCCCUAGUAGGAUGCCAACCGCCAUCCCUACUCAUAUCAAAGACGUAGGAAGCUCUAUAGGCGGGAAAGUGAGGCUUGUUGGGACGGCCUAUGUUUACGACGUAUUCACAGGUUUGAUGCUCGUGGGAUAUGAAUCAUGGUCAAUCUGGGUCGACACCUCAGUCUGCUUCGAUCCAUCGAACACUAAGAGCGUCCCUUUCCUACGAGAGUACAACUCUGACGUGAUGUUGAUCGGUAAUAUCGAAGAAGCAUACGAUUCAUUGCCUCCUCCCUCAUUGAGAGAUUGCCGCGCCCUUAGAGGGUUUUAUUCCCAGCUCAUUCUCAGAGCUAUCCAUAUCCAGGGGGUGCACGGACUUGAUAUCGAUUGUUGGAACAGCAGUGUAGCCGUAUAGACUGCAAAUUGUCAUCACAAGUAGUCACCUCCAGGUGCGUCGGGCGAUGCCUUUUCGAGUUGAACUAUGACGUUUGGAAGUUGUGUGGUUUUCCCUGGAGCGCUUCAAUCCAAUCUGCAACCGGAGUGUUGACUGAUUUAUCCGGUGCCCAGCGCAUCUGUCCGAGAUCGUGAGUGGGGAACUUAUGCCAGGAAUGUCUUCGAUUGCGUCCUCAUCCCAUCCAAGCCUGCUGAAAUGAUUGCGAGAGCGUCGCAACGGCGUGCAAUCGUAUUAAUUGAUAAUCACGGUGCUAGGGAAUGUCAAAGCUACAAAAUUAUUCGUGUCAACUAGUAUGGAAUGUCUAAUAAGAUAGAAUGCUGCCAAGU
This is a messenger RNA of Cantharellus anzutake, 857 nucleotides long. RefSeq lists its product as uncharacterized. The record is from RefSeq and is a predicted model, not a curated record. The coding region runs from base 64 to 492 and encodes 142 amino acids. The transcript is spliced from 4 exons. Lineage: Eukaryota; Fungi; Basidiomycota; Agaricomycetes; Cantharellales; Hydnaceae.